AUGGCCGGCCUAGGGCGGCCGGGGUCGCGCGCCGCGAUGCCCGCCUGGAAACGGGAGAUCCUCGAGCGCAGGCGGGCCAAGUUGGCCGCUCUGGGCGCGGGUCCGGGAUCCGGUUCGGCGCCCGAUGGGCCGAACGAGCGGCUGGUGCUGGCGGAUAGCCUGGGCCCGCUGUGCGAGAACCCUUUCAUGCGGCUGGAAUCGGAACGGCGGCGCGGGGCGCGUCCCGGGCAGCAGCUGCUGGAGCUGUACCGCCGCGUGCCGGGAGUGCGCACCAUCCGCGCGGACAACAUCCUCAUCAUUGAAUCGACGGCGCCCGGCUUCCCGCCCGCCGUUCCUCCCGCCGCCAGCAUCCGCGCUGCUGAGGUCGUGGUGUACGAGGCGCCGCAGCCCGGCCGCGUCAGCCGUCUGCUGGAGAAGUUCGACCCCCCGGCCGUGCCCCGACGCCUCGGGAGCCCCGAGCGCUCUCGCCCCGCGCCGCCGCUGCCGCCCCCAGUGGCACCGGCACUCACCGCCCCGCGAGCGCCCCCCGGCCGGCCCGCGGCCCUCACGGCUCCGGUGCUGCCGAGCAAGCCCGCGCCCCCGACUCCGCCCGCGCCUCCCGCUUCGUGCGCAGGCCAGCGUACCGCCUGCUGCGAACCCGGGCGCCUGAGCGGCGGAGCAGGUCCUGGGGCCCGCCGCAGCGACUUCCUGCAAAAGACCGGCAGCAACUCCUUUACUGUCCACCCUCGAGGCCUGCCCCGCGGCGCGAUCGAUCGCCCACUCUCUAAUGGGCCUUCGGUCCGCGACACCCGAGCUGACCCUGCCAAUGGGCUCGCAGGCUCCCCGCCUGCGCGGGUCGAGUGGAAGCCAAAGGUGGAGUCAGGGGAGACCCCACUCCACCCGCCCCCUAGCCCCGGGACCCCGAGUGCCAGUCCAGCCGUGUCCCCUUUUCCGGCGUCCAACCAUUCCAGUGCCACUCCCAGCCAGCGUCAGUGGGUCUCCGCUGCCACCAGCGCCAAUGACUCUUUCGAAAUAAGGCCAGCCCCUAAGCCAGACAUGGAGACUAUCCCUCUGGGGGAUCACCAGGCCCGGGCCCUGGCCAGCCUCCGUGUGAACUCCCGAAACUCCUUCAUGUUGAUCCCCAAGCGCAAGGCCUCUGGGAACUCUCCUCCAGAAGGCAGGCAGGCAGGGGAGCCGCCAAAGGGAGAGGUGGGAUGGGCCUCUCAAAGCCAGGGAAUGGGAGCCCAGCUGAUGUCUAGAGUGGAUGGUGCAUCUGCCUUGGGGAGGAUCCCCUUGGAGGCUGAGGUGCAGCAGGCAACUAGGGAAGGAGGCUGCCCCAGGCCAGCCACUGCCCUCACAGACUCAGCUGUUAGGUGGCAGAGGCCAUCCUCACCCCCACCAUUCCCAACCGUCACUGCUGAAACUGAGCCUGCUGAGGGCUUGGGGUUUCCCAGCUUGACUAAGAAUGGCAGGGAACGUGGGAGGCCGGGACUGCCGGUCACCUUCAUUGAUGAGGUGGACUCUGAGGAGGAGGCUCCCCAAGAAGCCAAACUGGCCCCUUCAGCUGUUGGUGUGCCUCCCCAGUACCACCUGAACUCCACCAGGACCAGGCACUUCUCAGAGCUUCAGCACAGAGGCAACAACACCUUCUUAGUGGUGCCCAAGAGGAAGCCAGGAGCCCUUCAGGAAUCUCACUUCAGUCAGACUAAUGGGGAGCCCCCGACACAAGAAUCCAAGGAAGAGGAGGUUGAUAGCCUCUCAGGAUCCUACGCUGCCACAGAGAGCGCCCUGAAGAAGCGCUACCCCACUGUGCAUGAGAUUGAGGUGAUUGGUGGCUACCUGGCCCUGCAGAAGUCCUGCCUUACUAAGGCUGGCUCCUCAAGAAAGAAGAUGAAGAUCUCCUUCAAUGACAAGAGCCUGCAGACAACAUUCGAGUACCCUUCUGAGAGCUCCUUAGUGCAGGAGGAAGAGGCAGAGGAGGAGGAAGAGGAGGAAGAGGAAGGAGAGGAGGGUGAGGAAGAGGAAGGGGGAUCAGGCUCAGAGAAGCCCUUUACCCUCUUCCUGCCCCGGGCCACGUUUGUGGGCAACGUGGGGCCUGAGAGCCCCCGGCUACCAGAUGGCAGCUCAGGCCUGUCCAGCUACACUCCCAAGCAUUCCAUGGCCUUCAGCAAGUGGCAGGAGCAGACGCUGGUGCAGGUUCCAGACGAGGCAGAGCCCCCACUGAAGGAGGUCAUGCUCACACCUGCCAGUCAGAAUGAUCUCUCGGACUUCCGCAGCGAGCCAGCCCUCUAUUUCUGAUCUCCAGUGCUGCCAGGACAGCCAAGACUUAGCCCCAGGUGUGAUGAUCCUAGGAGCCAGGCAGUGCCCAGGAGCCCUGUCCUCAUUCUGUACCUUCCACCUGGCUAUGCCUCCUUCCCUUCUUCUCAGUGGCCUCCUAGCCUUUGAGGACAGGUCUGUUUCUCACUCCCCAGUUUGGGGGCUCCAAAGAAUAGAGAUGGAGCACUGCCUGUGGGGAAGGCUGAAGUCAGUCCAUACUGGCCUAUUUAUAACCAGGUUGAUGCCUGAGUAGAUCCUGUCCCAAGGUGUUCUCUGUCCUGCUUCCAAAUCCCUGCCUGUUCUUUGCAGCUCACAUUCUAUCAUCGUAGAACUCAUGCUACCCUUUGUGAUAGAUUUUUUUUUUUUUCCCUUGCCCAUGGACUCAAUAAACAGCACUGAACAAUGCC
Messenger RNA from Jaculus jaculus (lesser Egyptian jerboa), 2702 nucleotides. It is a transcript of the gene Tprn, whose product is annotated as taperin. Gene Ontology annotation, cellular component: stereocilium base. The transcript has 4 exons. Lineage: Eukaryota; Metazoa; Chordata; Mammalia; Rodentia; Dipodidae. The record is from RefSeq and is a predicted model, not a curated record. Bases 1 to 2277 code for a protein of 758 amino acids. Gene Ontology annotation, molecular function: phosphatase binding. Gene Ontology annotation, biological process: stereocilium maintenance; auditory receptor cell stereocilium organization; sensory perception of sound.